ACAAAAAUAUAAAACGGAUUCCUUGGGACUGGAUUUAUCUCAAACCUCGCCUGUUUCCGGACGUUGUAGUCCGUCAGAAUUAUUCACUUUCAGCACUCUCACAAUUCUUGGAAGCCAAAUCUAUUUUAGUUUUCUGCACUUUUGCCAUCAGACGGACCUGAAGAUGUUCAAACUUUUUUCUGGGAAACGGUGGAGCAAGACCAAGACCAAUGGCAAGGCUCUCGCCAAAGAGAGCCAAGAUGGUACCUCUGUGUGCAGCAACAGCAACAGCCUGAGUAACAGCAACAGCAGCAGCAGCAAGAAGACAAGGCCCAAGAAGGCUACUGGUACUAGUACUGACAACUUGAAUGAAGAAUUGGUUGCAAAGUACGUGGCUGCUGUGAGCGCUCAUGCAUCAGCAGAGGAACUGCUCAAGCACUACGCCUCCAGUACGUCGCGAGUCUUGUUUGAUGACACCCAGGCAAUGGACGCAGGUGUGAUGGUGACUGAGAUUGAAAAGUUGUACCGCAGCUUUAAUGAUAUGGGCUUCCUCUAUGAUUCCAUCAAGGAAAUCAAGCCAGGAGUUGUCCUUGUGGAAAACUUGCAAACGACUGGAACGCACACGGGUCCGUACACGUUUGCCAACUUUCCUAUCGUGGAAGCAACCCAGAAGAAAAUUGUGUUGGAUCCUGAGCGAUGCUGGUUUUACAUGAAGGAUGGAAAGAUUGAUCGGGUGGAGAUCACUGCAUUGGGAAGCCUCACUGGACCCCCUGGUAUGUACUUGUCAGUUGGAGGUACGAUGGACAUGCCCCCUGCCACGCCACCUGGAGAAUAAACCAAAGCAAGAAAACGGUGAUUGAGUGCUGGCUGCAUGCUGGGUGUUGAUGAUGAGGAGGUCGAUGGAAGCAAACUGUACAACCAGGAUCAUGAGUCGUAGUAUCGUACAGUAGAAGUACAAAGAUAAGAUAAUAUUCAAUUAUGCAUAUGA
This is a messenger RNA of Seminavis robusta, 967 nucleotides long. The record is from the annotation of a GenBank genome assembly. NCBI's taxonomy places the organism in Eukaryota, Bacillariophyta, Bacillariophyceae, Naviculales, Naviculaceae.